CGCGGGACCCUCCGCUCUGCUGGCGGGACAGGGGACAGGGGGACAGGGCCCGAGCCCCACGGGGGAAGGCGGCCCCGGGGGCAGCACCGGGACUGCGGGGCGCGGCAGCUCCCGCGGGCUGGGAACGGGAGCGAUCCAGUCCGUUCCCGGCCGUCCUGCGCUGCAGCUCCCUCCUACUCACGGAGUGAAGAGCUGGCGAGGCACCGAAGGAGACUGAAGAAAGAACGGGCAUGGAGGGUCAGGAACUGCCUUAUGUGCUAGUUGACUCUAUAGGAGAGAGGUAUGGAGUAUAUGAAGACCAUCUUGGAUUUCUGAAGAAACGUUUUCAUCUCAUCACCAUGAAAGAGUAUCUUGAAAACAAGACAUUUCUCAGCAAAAAGAUCAGAGCUAUCUAUAUGUGGUACCACAGACCAGCUAUUAAUGAAGAGCUGCUCCAGAGCUUGCCUAACUUGAAGGUGGUUGCAAGUUCUGGAGUGGGAAUAGAUCACUUGGACCUGAAACUCAUCUCCAGCUAUGGUGUGAAGGUGUCCAAUACUCCAUUUGCUGUUUCCACUGACACUGCAGACAUGGGGAUGGCUUUGUUGCUGGCAUCUGCCAGGAGACUUGUGGAAGGCCAUGAGAUGGCAGUCUCCCCUGACACAGAGUAUUUCCCUGCUGACUGGCUGGGGGUUGAGGUUUCUGGAGCAACCCUGGGGAUCCUGGGGAUGGGCACCAUUGGCUACAAAGUGGCCGAAAGAGCCAAAGCCUUUGAAAUGAAGAUUUUGUACCACAACAGAAAUCAGAGAAAAAAGGAAGAAGAAAGUGCUGUUGGAGCUGUUUACUGUAAGAAGAUAGAUGAUUUGCUCCAGCAGUCAGAUUUUGUGUUGCUGGCUGUGACCCUAACUCCACAGACACACAAACUCAUUGGGAAGAGGGAGCUGGAGCUGAUGAAACCCACUGCCACUCUUAUUAAUAUCAGCAGAGGUCUGGUAGUGGACCAGGAUGCUUUGGUGGAAGCCCUUCAAAACAAAGUUAUUAAGGCAGCUGCUCUGGAUGUGACAUAUCCUGAACCUUUGCCAAGGGAUCACCCCUUGCUAAAGCUGAAGAAUGUUGUAAUAACUCCUCACAUUGGAAGUGCCACCAAGAAGACACGCUGGGUUAUGAUGGAAGAAAUGGCAGAAAGCAUUGAGGCGGGCCUGGCGGGUCUUCCUGUCCCUCGUGAGGUGCUGCCCUAAGCAGCUGGCAUUUAGGAUUAAUGCCCUCGGCGCAGAAACAGUAAUUUGAUCGCUUUUGGUGUAAUUAUCCCACAGUGUUAUGCAGAUAAAAGAUAUAAAGCACUUGUUUAAUUUA
Molecule: messenger RNA, 1329 nt
Organism: Oenanthe melanoleuca
Lineage: Eukaryota; Metazoa; Chordata; Aves; Passeriformes; Muscicapidae
Product: probable 2-ketogluconate reductase
Exons: 7
Coding region: 231-1214 (327 amino acids)
Cellular component (GO): cytosol
Molecular function (GO): glyoxylate reductase (NADPH) activity; NAD binding; hydroxypyruvate reductase [NAD(P)H] activity
Source: RefSeq, a predicted model, not a curated record